This is a messenger RNA of Musa acuminata subsp. malaccensis (wild Malaysian banana), 2189 nucleotides long. Its product is annotated as glucose-6-phosphate 1-dehydrogenase, chloroplastic. Gene Ontology annotation, biological process: glucose metabolic process; pentose-phosphate shunt, oxidative branch. The record is from RefSeq and is a predicted model, not a curated record. Gene Ontology annotation, molecular function: glucose-6-phosphate dehydrogenase activity; NADP binding. Gene Ontology annotation, cellular component: chloroplast stroma. Lineage: Eukaryota; Viridiplantae; Streptophyta; Magnoliopsida; Zingiberales; Musaceae.
GUCUGCUGUCUCUCUUCCGAGGAAAACCCUCGAUUCAUCUCUCUCUCUUGCUCUGUCUCUCUUUGCCGGAGGAGGAGAGAUGGCACUUUCCGUCGCCAAAUGCCCCUCUUCCUCCGCCGCCGCGCGUCUGGCACCCGAUCACUCCCCUCCGAGAUGGUCGACCCUCCUACGGCCCUUUCCUAGAACCGUUCUUGCGGGAAGUGUCGCGGUACCGUCGUCGAAAAAUUGGAACUUGGGCGUUGCCUGCAAGCAAGAAGUUGGCACUGUGGCUGCAUCCAGUCCAAAAGAAGCUCCUUCCAAGAAUGUGGAAAUUGGUGGCUUGCUUGGUUUAUCUUCAGAGGAAUACAGAGAUGUGAUUGGUCCCAAUUCAAGUGAAAGGGAGCCUACAGUUAGUAUCACUGUCGUUGGAGCCUCUGGGGACCUUGCCAAAAAGAAGAUAUUUCCUGCUCUUUUCGCACUUUAUUAUGAAGAUUGCCUUCCAAAGCAUUUCACUAUAUUCGGUUAUGCUCGAAGUAAGAUGACUGAUGCUGAACUGAGAACUAUGGUUAGCAAAACAUUAACGUGCAGAAUUGAUAAAAGGGAGAAUUGUAAUGAGAAGAUGGAACAGUUUCUACAGAGAUGUUUCUAUCAUUCAGGUCAAUAUGAAUCCGAGGAAAACUUUGCAGAUCUUGACAAGGAACUCAAAGAACAUGAGGGUGGGAGAUUAUCAAACCGGCUAUUUUAUUUGUCAAUUCCACCAAACAUAUUUAUAGAUGUUGUAAAAUCUGCAAGCAAGUCAGCUUCUUCUAAGAAUGGCUGGACCAGGGUGAUAGUUGAAAAACCAUUCGGUCGGGAUUCUGAAUCUUCUGCUGCUUUGACAAGAGGCCUGAAACAAUACCUUGAUGAAGAUCAAAUUUUCAGAAUAGACCACUAUUUGGGAAAGGAACUUGUCGAAAAUCUGUCCAUUCUUCGUUUCUCGAAUCUUGUAUUUGAACCGUUGUGGUCUAGGCAAUAUAUUAGGAAUGUGCAGCUGAUUUUCUCUGAAGACUUCGGUACAGAAGGACGGGGAGGGUACUUUGAUAACUAUGGUAUUAUUAGAGAUAUCAUGCAGAAUCAUCUGCUCCAAAUUUUAGCCUUAUUUGCAAUGGAAACUCCUGUCAGUUUAGAUGCAGAAGAUAUCAGGAACGAAAAGGUGAAAGUCCUCCGUUCCAUGAAGCCAUUGCAAUUGGAAAAUGUGGUGAUAGGUCAGUAUAGGAGCCACACGAAGGGUGGAGUUGCAUACCCCGGAUACACAGACGAUAAGACUGUACCCAAAGGCAGCCUUACUCCAACAUUCGCUGCAGCUGCCCUUUUCAUAGAUAAUGCAAGAUGGGAUGGAGUUCCAUUCCUCAUGAAGGCUGGGAAAGCACUGGAAACUCGACGAACAGAGAUUAGAGUUCAGUUUCGCCAUGUCCCUGGUAAUCUAUAUAAGAGGAGCUUUGGAACUGAUCUUGAUCGAGCUACAAACGAGCUCGUCAUCAGGGUACAACCCGAUGAAGCUAUUUACUUAAAGAUCAAUAACAAGAUUCCUGGGUUGGGGAUGAGAUUGGACCGCAGUAACUUGAAUCUUCUUUAUGCUUCAAGAUACUCGAAAGAGAUACCAGAUGCAUAUGAGAGGCUGCUUCUUGAUGCCAUUGAGGGUGAACGAAGGCUGUUCAUUCGUUCCGAUGAACUGGAUGCUGCUUGGGAGCUGUUUACGCCGCUGCUCAAAGAGUUGGAGGAGAAGAAGAUAGCCCCCGAAUUGUACCCUUACGGGAGUUGCGGGCCAGCAGGAGCACACUACCUUGCCGCGAAUUACAACGUCCGUUGGGGAGACACUGCUUCAGAUGCGUAAAUUGCUUUUGCUGUCAUUUGAGCAGAACCUCCCAAUAAAUAAUUUAGAGAUUCACAGUAGUGCAAUAAUAUUUGGCGAGAAUUCUCAUGAAUAGUGAGGAAUGUCUGCGUGUGUGUUAGAGAGAGAGAGAAAAAUAUGUUGGUAAUCUGCAAUUUUGACAGCACAAGGGAACUGUGUUUUAUAGGUUGGUUAGAAUCUUUAAGCGUUGUAGUUGGGUUUCUUCCUCUAGUGUGAGAUUUCUUGUGAUUUAUAGAUGAGAAGGCCAUUGAUCCAGCUGGGCUGAACAUUCCUAUCAUGUUUAUUUUCUUCUUUCUUUAGUGCUGAUCACUUUGAGGAA